CGAGAGAGCGGUCGCAUUUGAAACUUUACUCGUCUGUUCGUAUAUUAUUUUUUUUUGUGAAAGUGAAAGAAAAAAAUUUCUCAAAAAAAAAAAAAAAUAAAAAUAAUCAUCAAUCAAUCGAUUGACUACAAAUUAUAAUCAAAAUCUCUGAAUAAAUUAAUUUGUCUCAAAAAAACAAAACAAAAAGAAAAAAAAAAAAACCCUGUGAAUCGAUAAAAAGUUAUAUCAUUCUACUCUUUUGCUCUACUCCUUGCUCCUGCCUACUGCAGUCUGUUCACAGUCUCCAAAACAGUGAAUAAAACAUAAAAAAAAAAAAAAUAUAGAAAUUGAAUUCGCCCAACUCCCCAAAAAUAUAAAACCAACUAUCUCUCGCCCUCGUCGCCGCGUGACUCUUAACUUCCCCCGGAUCGAGGUUUUUCUCAAAAUAGGUAUAAUAUUCCUCUUUUCUGCUCGCUUCUCCUGUUUUUUUUUUUUGGCUUAAUCGAUACAUGAAUUUUCCAGUUAUCAUCAUCAUCAGCAAGCACGACGACGACAAACCGACCGACUAUCUCAAUCAACGAUAACUUGAACGACGAGGUUUUUUUGGAAUUAAAAGAAGAAAAAAAAAGUGAAAAAAGUGUGUUGGAUUUAAGCUUUGGCUGUCGAAACAAAAUCGCUCGCCGUCACUCUGCCAGUUGUUGUUGCGUCUCCUUGUGUCUCUUCUCUCUUACCUGAGUUUUUCAUUUUUUUUUAAUUUUCCGUGUUGGAGAAGAAGUUGGACGACAGGACAGACACAGUCUCCCCUUUUGUCGCUCGUUUGUCGUAAAAAGGUGCCCCCCUCAAAGUGCGUUUUUGUUCCUAGUGUGUCGCACAAAAAUCGCCGCACAAAUACAAAUUGCAUCUCGACUUGAAUUGUGUACAAGCUCCGUGCUGCAACUGCUUAUAGCAAGUUUCCUAGUUUGGUUCGAUAUUCCGAAUUGAGACUCGGUUCGGCUUUUUUAAAUUUAUUUGAUUGAAAGGUACACUUUUGGUUUGUCUCCUCUGGAAGUUGUGUGUGCUGUUGUUUCUGUUGAUUGAUUAGAAAGAAACUUGAAAGUUCCCGAAAAAAUCUAAAUCUUUGGAGAGAAAAACACACAAAAAAAGAAUUAUAUACAAAAUGUCUGUGACACAAAAGCAAAGAAUUCAAGUACCAGAUGCUUUGAGAGAAGUUCUAUUAGAAUUCUCUAUAGCAUAUCUUAUAGAACAGCCAGGCGAUGUUGUCAACUAUGCUGUGGAAUAUUUUACUAAAUUGCAAGAAAGUCGAAAUUCUGGAGCAGCUUUAUUAUUAAAACAAUCUGAUCUUCCAUCGCCGGAUGAAAGUGUUAUGUCCCAAGAUGAAGAACCCGUUGUACAAAGAUUUUCUGGAAGACGCAAAUCUGUAUUCGCCGAAGCGUAUGAUCCUGAAAAUGAUGCAGAUGAAGAUGAAGGUGCCACCGCUAUUUUCCCAAAAACAGAUGAACAGCGAUCACGAUUGAUCGAUGCCGUUAAAAAUAUUUUAUUAUUCCGUUCGUUAGAUAAAGAACAAAUGAACCAAGUGCUGGACGCUAUGUUUGAGAAGAGAGUUCUACCUGAAGAAUACAUUAUUCGACAAGGAAAUGAUGGCGAUAACUUUUAUGUAAUUGAAUCUGGGGUGUAUAAUGUUUUCGUCAACGAUAAACUUAUCCAUAGCUAUAAUAGCAAUGGAAGCUUUGGUGAAUUGGCGCUCUUGUACAAUAUGCCCAGAGCUGCUUCCAUACAAGCAGAAACAGAAGGACGACUAUGGGCAAUGGACCGUCAAACGUUCCGUCGUAUCCUGCUGAAAUCCGCAUUUAAAAAGCGAAAAAUGUAUGAAACACUGCUGGACAGUGUUCCAAUGUUAAAGGCACUACAGAGUUACGAACGAAUGAACUUAGCUGACGCUCUUAUCACAAAGCAUUAUAAAAAGGACGAAAGAGUUAUUAAACAGGGUGAUGUUGCUGACGGCAUGUACUUCAUCGAAUUGGGCAAAGUUUCUGUGCGAAUAGAACAAGAUGGCGGUGAAGUUGAAAUAUCUCAACUAAGCAAAGGUCAAUACUUUGGCGAAUUGGCUUUGGUUACACAUCGACCCAGGGCAGCAUCUGUUUAUGCUAUCGAUGACAUCAAAGUUGCAUUCUUGGAUGUGGAUGCAUUUGAGCGUCUAUUAGGACCAUGCAUGGAGAUCAUGAAACGUAGCAUUGAUGACUACGAAACACAGCUGAUUAAAAUAUUCGGCAGUAAAAAUAAUAUCACUGACACACGAUAAAUAUCCAAUUAAGAAAAAAAAUAAAAAAAAAAAAAAAAUAAAAAUCAUAUUUCGAUGAUAAGUCUGAAGAAUAAAUAGUAAAACAAAAAAAUAUAUUAAAAAAAAAAAAUAAACACACGCAAACACCUAAAACAAAACAGUAUGAUUCUUAAACAAAAAAAAAAUUACAUUUCACAUCUAUAAUAUAUAUUUUUAUUAAGCGUAAGUUAAAACAAAACAAAAAAGUAUUUAAUGUAAUAAUCGCGCAAAAAAAAAACCAACAACAACAAUUAGGAACCGUUCCGAAUUCUUAUAUAGAAGAAACAACAAAAAAAUUAAACAAAAUCUAUUCACUUAUUCACGCAUAAAAUAGAAGAAAAAAAAUUAUAUUGACACACACACA
This is a messenger RNA of Episyrphus balteatus (marmalade hoverfly), 2660 nucleotides long. It is a transcript of the gene Pka-R2, whose product is annotated as cAMP-dependent protein kinase type II regulatory subunit. Gene Ontology annotation, biological process: regulation of protein phosphorylation. Gene Ontology annotation, cellular component: cAMP-dependent protein kinase complex. Gene Ontology annotation, molecular function: cAMP-dependent protein kinase regulator activity. The coding region runs from base 1136 to 2278 and encodes 380 amino acids. The transcript is spliced from 9 exons. NCBI's taxonomy places the organism in Eukaryota, Metazoa, Arthropoda, Insecta, Diptera, Syrphidae. The record is from RefSeq and is a predicted model, not a curated record.